CUUUUCCGAGAAAACACCAAAUGGCGGAUGACGCCGGUGCAGCGGCAGGGCCCGGAGGCCCCGGAGGCCCUGGAAUAGGAGGCCGCGGCGGCUUCCGUGGAGGCUUCGGCAGCGGCAUUCGGGGCCGGGGUCGCGGCCGGGGGCGGGGCCGGGGCCGGGGCCGCGGAGCUCGCGGAGGCAAGGCCGAGGACAAGGAGUGGAUGCCCGUCACCAAGCUGGGCCGCCUGGUUAAGGACAUGAAGAUCAAGUCGCUGGAGGAGAUCUAUCUGUUCUCCUUGCCCAUCAAGGAGUCUGAGAUUAUUGAUUUUUUCCUGGGGGCAUCUCUCAAAGAUGAGGUUUUGAAGAUUAUGCCGGUGCAAAAGCAGACCCGAGCUGGCCAGCGGACCAGGUUCAAGGCGUUUGUUGCCAUCGGGGACUACAAUGGCCACGUCGGUCUGGGUGUUAAGUGCUCCAAGGAGGUAGCCACUGCCAUCCGAGGGGCCAUCAUCCUGGCCAAGCUGUCCAUUGUCCCCGUGCGGAGAGGCUACUGGGGGAACAAGAUCGGCAAGCCCCACACUGUCCCUUGUAAGGUGACAGGCCGCUGUGGCUCUGUGCUGGUACGUCUCAUCCCUGCCCCUAGAGGAACUGGCAUCGUCUCAGCCCCUGUGCCCAAGAAGCUGUUGAUGAUGGCUGGCAUUGAUGACUGCUACACCUCAGCCAGGGGCUGCACUGCCACCUUGGGCAACUUCGCAAAGGCCACCUUUGAUGCCAUCUCCAAGACCUAUAGCUAUCUGACUCCUGAUCUCUGGAAAGAGACAGUAUUCACCAAGUCUCCCUACCAGGAAUUCACUGACCAUCUUGUCAAGACCCACACCAGAGUCUCUGUGCAGAGGACCCAGGCUCCUGCUGUGGCCACGACAUAGCAUUUUUAUACAAGAAAAAUAAAGUGAAAUUAAGCCUGUUAAUG
Molecule: messenger RNA, 946 nt
Organism: Propithecus coquereli (Coquerel's sifaka)
Lineage: Eukaryota; Metazoa; Chordata; Mammalia; Primates; Indriidae
Gene: RPS2
Product: ribosomal protein S2
Exons: 8
Coding region: 21-902 (293 amino acids)
Biological process (GO): translation
Cellular component (GO): ribosome; cytosolic small ribosomal subunit
Molecular function (GO): structural constituent of ribosome; RNA binding
Source: RefSeq, a predicted model, not a curated record